Messenger RNA from Epinephelus lanceolatus (giant grouper), 1552 nucleotides. RefSeq names its product phosphoserine aminotransferase 1 (gene psat1). The record is from RefSeq and is a predicted model, not a curated record. Lineage: Eukaryota; Metazoa; Chordata; Actinopteri; Perciformes; Serranidae. Gene Ontology annotation, cellular component: cytoplasm. Gene Ontology annotation, biological process: L-serine biosynthetic process. Gene Ontology annotation, molecular function: pyridoxal phosphate binding; O-phospho-L-serine:2-oxoglutarate transaminase activity.
AGAUAAUUGGCAUCCACGCCGCAGAGCACAGGAGGAGAGCAGAAGCACUGCCGCGUCUGAGAGGAGACAACCAUCCACACCGCCGUAUCAAACAUCCAGGAAAUCUCUCUGACACCAUGGAGCAGAAACAAACCAUCAACUUUGGAGCCGGACCUGCUAAACUGCCCCAAUCCGUGCUGCUACAAGCACAGAAGGAGCUCCUCAGCUACAGCGGCCUUGGUAUUAGCGUUCUUGAGAUGAGUCACCGAUCAGGAGACUUCGGCAAAAUCCUCAACAAGACGGAGGGUCUCCUGCGAGAGUUGUUAAACAUCCCAGACAACUACAAGGUGAUGUUCCUGCAGGGCGGUGGGACUGGACAGUUCAGCGCUGUCCCCCUCAACCUGAUUGGUCUUAAAGAGGACAGGUGCGCAGAUUACCUGGUGACCGGCACGUGGUCGGCAAAAGCAGCACAAGAGGCGGCGAAAUACGGCAAAGUCAACAUUGUCCACCCAAAGCUGGACAGUUACACCAAAAUCCCCGACCCCAGCAGCUGGACCCUGAACCCCUCAGCCUCCUACGUGUACUACUGCUGCAACGAGACGGUCCACGGCGUGGAGUACAACUUCACACCUGAAACAAACGGGGUGGUCCUCGUCAGCGACAUGUCCUCCAACUUCCUGUCUCGACCUGUGGAUGUAUCGAAGUUCGGGCUGAUUUAUGCCGGAGCUCAGAAGAACGUGGGCUGUGCCGGGGUUACUGUGGUCAUCGUGCGAGAGGACUUGAUAGGCCACGCGCUCAAAGAGUGUCCCAUUGUCCUGGACUACAAGGUGCAGGCUGAAAAUAACUCACUUUACAACACGCCGCCGUGUUUCAGUAUCUACAUCAUGGGUCUGGUUCUGGAGUGGAUCAAGAACAACGGCGGCAGCGCUGCCAUGGAGAGGCUCAACAAGCAGAAGUCCUCCAUGAUCUAUGACAUCAUCAACGGCUCUAAUGGCUUCUAUGAGUGUCCCGUAGAUGUGAAUUGUCGCAGCCGUAUGAACGUACCGUUUCGUGUGGGGAAGAAAGAAGGAGACGAAGCCUUGGAAAAAGAAUUUCUGGCUGGUGCGGUCGAACGUGGAAUGAUAUCUCUGAAAGGACACAGGUCAGUUGGAGGAAUUCGUGCCUCUCUGUACAACGCUGUAACACUGGAGGACACUGAGACCCUGGCCACCUAUAUGAAAGAGUUCCUGAAAGAGCACCAAUAAAACAGGCCAGUCUCUCAGUCAGCUGAUCUCACACAGUGGCAUUUUACUACUCCAGUACUUAAAAUAAAACUCUGGUACUUCUAGCUGAGGUCCAUGGUGGAUCCUGAAGGUGCACCAUUAGGCACAGAUUUUGUAAAACCUGGUCAUUGUUCCUAAUCAGCUUUAACCACUACUGCUGCCAGUAAUGUCUUAAAAUACAUGUGUGUUUCUUAGAAUUACUAUUUUAAUUAAUUUGUUGACUAACAGUGCUUUAAUGUACAUACUGUAGGUAAGUCUUGUUACUUGUUGAAAAUAUAUUUACAUUCCAGUAAAGUAAGUUUCGCAGCAUA